UGGCCCUGGCCACCAACACCAACAGCCAAUGGCAAUUCAGUAAUCCCACAUGCAUCGAUCUAUCUUUUUUAAACAGUACUUUUCCAUACCUUAAACACCCAAAUUUUUCUCUCCCUUUCUCUCUAAACAAACAUCAACCAUGGCUCUCUUUAAUUCCAAAAUCACGCUCUUUUUUUGCACGCUAAGUUUCUUCGCUCUCUUUCUUUUCCCACUACUCUCUCUUUCCGCUUCCAUCCAUGACCUCCUUAUCUCAAAAGGGUUACCUGCUGGUCUCCUUCCAAAGGAAGUGAGAUCCUACAAUCUCUCUGAAAAUGGCUACCUGGAGGUGUUUCUUGAUGGACCUUGCUUGACUAAGUUUGAGAACAGGGUCUUCUUUGAAAGUGUAGUGAGGGCCAAUCUCACCUACCGGAGUCUCACCGGAGUUGUUGGUUUAUCCCAAGAAGAACUCUUCCUUUGGUUGCCUGUUAAAGAUAUCAUUGUUGAUGACCCGAGAUCAGGGCUUAUAAUGUUCGACAUUGGCGUUGCUCAUAAACAGCUUUCUUUAUCUCUCUUUGAAGAACCACCUGAUUGCAAGCCUCAAGGUGAGUUGAAGAAGAAUGGCGUGAGGAAAGAGAAAGGAUUUGAGGCAUGGAGAUAGAUUGAGAUGCUUCCCUGUUUUAGCUUUUGUCUUUUCUUAAUUUAUCUCCCAUAUAAUGUUAUGCGGUUGUGGAAAUGGACUAAGUAUGGGGCCUAGUUUCUCUAAUCAUAGUUUUUUUGUUAAUAUUAAUUAAUUUUUCAGGUGUUAUUAGAUUAGAAAUGAAAGGGUUUGUUAAAUUUUUAGGAGUUGUAAAGAAUGUGAAAUUCUGAAAUCUUUCUGUUCUAAUCCAA
Molecule: messenger RNA, 867 nt
Organism: Hevea brasiliensis (rubber tree)
Lineage: Eukaryota; Viridiplantae; Streptophyta; Magnoliopsida; Malpighiales; Euphorbiaceae
Exons: 2
Coding region: 140-637 (165 amino acids)
Source: RefSeq, a predicted model, not a curated record